CCCGGCUCCGCCCCGGAAGCGUUCCUGGGUGACGGCCGCACCUGGCCGGCGGUGCUGCGGCUGGUGGCGGCUGCAGGGAAGUGGUGCUGCUAUGGAGCACAUCCGCACCACCAAGGUCGAGCAAGUGAAAUUACUAGAUAGGUUUAGCACAAGCAAUAAGUCACUGACGGGAACUCUAUACCUUACAGCAACUCAUCUGUUAUUCAUAGAUUCAAGCCAGAGAGAGACAUGGAUACUACAUCAUCACAUUGCUGUGGUGGAAAAACUUCCCUUGACUACUUCUGGCUGCCCCCUUGUCAUCCAGUGCAAGAACUUCAGGAUAGUUCACUUUGUCGUUCCCAGGGAAAGAGACUGUCAUGACAUUUAUAACUCUUUGCUUCAGCUGUCAAGAACAGCAAAAUAUGAAGAUCUGUAUGCGUUCUCUUAUAAUCCAAAACAAAAUGAAUCUGAGCAAGUCAAAGGCUGGCAACUUAUUGAUCUAGCAGAAGAAUAUAAGAGAAUGGGAGUGCCAAACACAAACUGGCAGUUGUCUGAUGCAAAUCGUGAUUAUAAGAUUUGUGAAACCUAUCCUAGAGAACUUUAUGUUCCCAGAACUGCAAGCAAGCCCAUAAUUGUUGGUAGCUCCAAGUUCAGAAGCAAAGGAAGGUUCCCAGUUUUGUCAUAUUACCAUAAAAAUAAAGAGGCUGCAAUUUGCAGAUGCAGUCAACCUCUCUCAGGUUUCAGUGCCAGGUGCCUGGAAGAUGAGCACAUGUUGCAAGCCAUCAGUAAAGCGAAUCCUUCAAAUCGCUACAUGUACGUCAUGGACACCAGACCAAAGCUUAAUGCAAUGGCAAACAGAGCUGCUGGGAAGGGCUAUGAGAAUGAAGACAACUACUCUAACAUUAGGUUCCAGUUUGUUGGCAUUGAAAAUAUUCAUGUAAUGAGAUCCAGCUUACAGAAACUUUUGGAAGUCAGUGGCACAAAGGGUUUGUCAGUCAAUGACUUUUUGUCUGGUUUGGAAAGUUCUGGAUGGCUGCGUCACAUCAAAGCUGUGUUGGAUGCUGCCGUCUUCCUAGUCAAGGCAAUAGCAGUUGAGAGCGCAAGUGUGUUAGUGCACUGCUCAGAUGGCUGGGACAGGACUUCCCAAGUUUGUUCUCUUGGAGCUCUCUUGCUAGAUUCCUAUUACAGAACAAUCAAAGGAUUCAUGGUCUUGAUAGAGAAAGACUGGAUUUCUUUUGGGCACAAGUUCUCUGACAGGUGUUCUCAGCUGGAUGGUGAUCCAAAAGAGAUCUCGCCAGUGUUCACCCAGUUUCUAGAAAGUGUGUGGAAUCUGACUGAGCAGUUUCCACAAGCCUUUGAGUACAAUGAAGCUUUCCUCCUUCAGAUCCAUGAGCAUGUCCAUUCAUGUCAGUUUGGCAACUUCAUUGGAAACUGCCAAAAAGAGCGAGAAGAACUAAAAUUAAAGGAGAAGACUUAUUCCUUGUGGCCAUUCCUUCUGGAAGAACAGAAGAAAUAUCAGAAUCCUCUGUAUAAUCCAGACUUUUCUCCAGAACUAACUCUUUUGGAGCCAAAUACAGUAUCAUUCAAUUUUAAGUUUUGGAGAAAUAUGUACCAUCAGUUUGAUCGAAGUAUGCAUCCCAGGCAAUCUGUGUUCAAUAUUAUAAUGAAUAUGAGUGAACAAAAUAAACAACUGGAAGAAGACAUUAAAGAACUGGAAGCUAAAAUAAAGCAGAGAAAUGGGCAGCCAGAUGCAGUCCUUAUGAAGGAACACCAGCAGCCUGCUCAUCCUGCACCCACGGCACUGAAGACCCCUCCAUGCUUCAAGAAGGAGCAGCCACUGAUCCCUGUGAAUGAUGCUGUAAGAACUAUAGAGGGCAGCAACACAGCAGACAAUCGCUACAGUGAAUUCGUGGCAGAGUUCUCAAAAGCUGAGCCUGCUGUUGUCAGCUUGGAGUAUGGCGUGGCCAGAAUGACCUGCUAAUUAAAAUCCAGCACUGUGCUCCUCUUCUUAGACUGUUUGAAUUAAGAGAUGGAUUAUUUUGAGGAUGGGUCUCUGCUGCAUGACCAAAACAUGAUUUGUAUAUCAACAAGUUUUGUUAACAUAGACUAGAACAACAUGCCAGUUGUCACAUGUUUGCUGUUCUUUUCAGGAA
Molecule: messenger RNA, 2132 nt
Organism: Pezoporus flaviventris
Lineage: Eukaryota; Metazoa; Chordata; Aves; Psittaciformes; Psittacidae
Gene: MTMR6
Product: myotubularin related protein 6
Exons: 14
Coding region: 92-1960 (622 amino acids)
Biological process (GO): dephosphorylation
Cellular component (GO): nuclear envelope
Molecular function (GO): phosphatidylinositol-3,5-bisphosphate phosphatase activity
Source: RefSeq, a predicted model, not a curated record